Molecule: messenger RNA, 3541 nt
Organism: Ochotona curzoniae (black-lipped pika)
Lineage: Eukaryota; Metazoa; Chordata; Mammalia; Lagomorpha; Ochotonidae
Gene: RSPRY1
Product: ring finger and SPRY domain containing 1
Exons: 15
Coding region: 480-2210 (576 amino acids)
Cellular component (GO): cytoplasm
Molecular function (GO): ubiquitin-protein transferase activity; protein binding
Source: RefSeq, a predicted model, not a curated record
CGCUAGGCCAUGCCUCCGGACCCUCUUUCUUAUCUUCUUAAAGUUCUGUACUGUGUACACCUCUAUACAGUAAAUUGUGGUAUGUAUGCAUUUUCAUCAAAUACCACAAACUCUUUUGGAUACAGAUAAGGAACAUUUACAUGCUUCUGAUCAUCCAUCUAGACAUGUAUUGACUUUCCCUAAACAUGUACUGUACUUACAGUGUGCUGACAAUUGGAUCUCCAGGAAACCAGCAAUCCUGAUUUGUGGGGUUUUCCUUUUCUGCUCUGUAAAUAUUCUCUCCGUGGCCAAUUCCAGACUCCACAAGAUGGUGAUCUUAUGAAUAACUGCCCUCGGAUGACCAGGAUUCCCCAUAGCUGAUAAUGGUGGGGCUGAACUCUGCAGCUUUCUCUGGCAUUCGAUUAUUAAAAACAGAUAGGAUGCAAGUUCCUCAACUUCAGAUUAUGAAAACAGUGCUUGGAAAACUGAAAACUAUCUAAAUGAUUGUCUUUGGUUGGGCCGUGUUCUUAGCAAGCAGAAGCCUUGGCCAGGGUCUGCUGUUGACUCUCGAGGAACACAUAGCCCACCUGCUAGGGACUAGGGGUACCGCCACUACCAUGGGCAAUUCCUGUAUUUGCCGGGAUGACAGUGGAGCUGAAGACAGUGUUGACACCCAGCAGCAGCAGGCUGAGAACAGUGCAGUACCCACAGCUGACACACGGAGCCAACCCCGGGACCCUGUUCGGCCUCCAAGAAGGGGCCGAGGACCACAUGAGCCAAGGAGAAAGAAACAAAAUGUUGAUGGGCUAGUGCUGGACACGUUGGCAGUAAUACGGACUCUUGUAGAUAAUGAUCAGGAACCUCCCUAUUCAAUGAUUACAUUACAUGAAAUGGCAGAAACAGAUGAAGGAUGGUUGGAUGUAGUCCAGUCUUUAAUUAGAGUUAUUCCAUUGGAAGAUCCACUGGGACCAGCUGUUAUAACAUUGCUACUGGAUGAAUGUCCACUACCCACUAAAGAUGCACUCCAGAAAUUAACCGAAAUUCUCAAUUUGAAUGGUGAUGUGGCUUGCCAGGACUCGGGCCAUCCUGCCAAACACAGAAACACUUCUGCGGUCCUAGGAUGCUUGGCUGAGAAACUAGCAGGUCCUGCAAGUAUAGGUUUACUUAGCCCAGGAAUACUGGAAUAUUUGCUACAGUGUCUGAAGUUACAGUCCCACCCCACAGUCAUGCUUUUUGCACUUAUCGCACUGGAAAAGUUUGCACAGACAAGUGAAAAUAAAUUGACUAUCUCUGAAUCCAGUAUUAGUGAUCGGCUUGUCACGCUGGAGUCGUGGGCUGAUGAUCCUGAUUAUCUGAAACGUCAAGUUGGUUUCUGUGCCCAGUGGAGUUUAGACAAUCUCUUUUUAAAAGAAGGUAGGCAGCUGACCUAUGAAAAAGUGGACUUGAGUAGCAUCAGUGCCAUGCUGAAUAGCAAUGAUGUCAGCGAGUACCUAAAGAUCUCACCUCAUGGCUUGGAGGCUCGCUGUGAUGCUUCUUCUUUUGAAAGUGUACGUUGCACCUUUUGUGUGGAUGCUGGGGUAUGGUACUAUGAAGUAACGGUGGUCACUUCUGGCGUCAUGCAGAUUGGCUGGGCCACACGAGACAGCAAAUUUCUCAAUCAUGAAGGCUACGGCAUUGGGGAUGAUGAGUAUUCCUGUGCUUAUGAUGGCUGCCGGCAACUGAUUUGGUACAAUGCCAGAAGCAAGCCUCACCUACACCCAUGCUGGAAAGAAGGAGAUACAGUGGGGUUUCUGUUAGACUUGAAUGAAAAGCAAAUGAUCUUCUUUUUAAAUGGCAACCAGCUGCCUCCAGAGAAGCAAGUCUUUUCAUCUACUGUAUCUGGAUUUUUUGCGGCAGCUAGUUUUAUGUCAUAUCAACAAUGUGAAUUCAAUUUUGGAGCAAAACCAUUUAAAUACCCACCAUCUAUGAAAUUUAGCACUUUUAAUGACUAUGCCUUCCUAACAGCUGAGGAAAAAAUCAUUUUGCCAAGGCACAGGCGUCUUGCUCUGUUGAAGCAAGUCAGCAUCCGAGAGAACUGCUGCUCCCUUUGUUGUGAUGAGGUGGCAGACACACAACUGAAGCCAUGUGGACACAGUGAUCUGUGCAUGGAUUGUGCCUUGCAACUGGAGACCUGCCCAUUGUGUCGUAAAGAAAUAGUGUCUAGAGUGAGACAGAUUUCUCAUAUUUCAUGACAUAGGUGAAGAGACACCAUGGACUUGUUUCUACUGAAUUCCAGCCAAUAUUGAAAAGAAAAACAAAGAAAAAAAAAUCUCUAAUCAGUUGUACGCACAUUGAAACUUAUAGCCAUGACCAGAUUUUAUGCUAAAAGUGGUAGUUUUUCAAAGACAAAAUCCUCUUAGAAUCUAAUCCAACUUGCCAGCCCUGCAAAAUUCCUCUCAAGGCCAAGGAAAGCUAACUGCUAGCAGCCGGGUCUGCGGUACUUCCAUGAAAAACAACUGGAGACAGAGCUCUCCUGAGUGCUGAAACCACGCCCGAAUUCACAUCGGGUUCAUUUGAUUGUUUAAAACAGGAUGUUUCGUGUCAUAUUCUAAAGUUUUAUGUUGGGGGAGAUGUCAUUACGGAGGCGUAAAUAAGAGCAUUUCUGGGUUAAGCAGAACUUUCCCACUGGUCAGAGAGACACCGGUGUGUUAAAUGUGGAUAUUGCACUGCAAGACUUGAACUAUAUAGACUUAGAAUCACACAGGUCCAUGCUCCAAGCAACACAGAGAACCUGAAAGAAGGUGCAGACUGUAGAAAACAAACCCGGAUUUUUUUAUAUUUUAGUGAUUCCAAAGAACAUUCUAGUUUUUUUUAACUGCAGAAAAUUGGUGGUAUUUUCACACUCAUGGUGUUUCUAUCCAAUUUCAGUACCCACAUUUUGUGAGGAAAAAAAAAAGUCUUACCAAUGCAGGAGGAAUUGUUAAAUUCAUUGCAAUGUUAGACUGGAGAAAAUUUGAUAUUUAGGAUAUUUAUAAGGUACCAUCAAAUCAGGUUUUUUGGUUUUUGUUUUAAAAAGUUUUUUUAAUCUAUUGUUUUUGGAAAUAAUACACUUUGAAACUCUUGAACUAUAGUCUCAAAGACUCCAGAGGACAGUCAGAAAACACGUAUUCCUAUUAUUUUAAAUAAAUACAUGUUUUUUUAACAGUAAAUUCAAUCAUGGAUUGUUGACUAUGUCUUCAUCACAAGUGUUAAUCCCUCUCAGGGUCUCUGGUGAAGACCUUCAAGAGUUUGGUUUUUUUCUCCCAGAAAAUUGGAAGGUAGACUUAUAAAUUCAGAGAACUUCUUUUCUAAUGGUGUACCUCAGCAGCUGCCUUUCAAUUUAUGCCAAGUCCUUACUGAGUUUAUACUUGAAUAGUAAAUAUGUCUUUUGAGUUUUACAGUGUCUUAAACUCAAUGCACAUUUUUUUCUUCCUUUCCAAUCUUUUCUUGUUUGUAGUCCAUUAAACCUGUCCCACUACAGAGCUGAUUUCCUUCCUGGCUGUACUUGUUGGGGUGCUGGAUUUUUUUCCAUGUCUUUAGUCUU